Molecule: messenger RNA, 1380 nt
Organism: Triticum turgidum subsp. durum (durum wheat)
Lineage: Eukaryota; Viridiplantae; Streptophyta; Magnoliopsida; Poales; Poaceae
Source: the annotation of a GenBank genome assembly
AUGUUGCAUGGUUCAUUGCCGGCAAAUCUACAACACAUGUCAGCCGCCCGUAUAUCUCUUUGGUCCAAUAAACUGACAGGUCUGGUUCCAUGGCUCCCUAUAUAUAUAUCCAUCUUUGAUCUGUCUUCAAACUCUUUCUCGGGGUCACUGCCAUCAGAGAUAAAAGCUCCAUGGCUUGAGGUGUUGUUGCUGGCAAAUAAUCAAAUUACUGGCACCAUUCCAUCAUCUAUUUGCCUGUUGACUCGUCUGAGACGGUUGGACGUAUCGCGAAACAAUUUAACAGGAGAUGCUUUGCAGUGCUGGAAGGAAUCAGAAAACAAUACUUCAGUAUCCAGGGCAAACUCUACAGAUCAAUUUGGUUCUAUCAUGUCUAUUCUAGCCUUGAACAACAAUGAUUUCUCUGGUGAAUUUCCUAAAUUUCUUCAGAGUGCCUCACAAUUGAAGAUCCUUGAUCUUUCUUACAACAGGUUCUUUGGAACAUUGCCAAAGUGGUUACCAGAAAAAAUGCCUGACUUGGAAAUCUUGAGGUUGAGAUCAAACAUGUUCAAUGACCUUAUUCCUAACAAUCUCACUUUCCUUUUACAUCUUCGCUAUUUGGACAUAGCCCAUAACAAUAUAUCGGGAACCAUACCAUGGUCGCUAUCAAACUUGAAAGCAAUGAGAUACAUAUCUUAUAAUAGCGAUUAUGACUAUGCUUUUAAUAGUCCCGCUUUUGAUGAGAGCAUGCCAGUAAUCACAAAAGGGAAAACACGUGAUUAUACCUUUGAAAUCUACAAGCUACUGGUGAUUCUUGAUCUGUCAUGUAACAGUUUAACAGGACAUAUUCCGGAGGAGAUAAGUUUUCUCAUCGGGCUUACCAAUUUGAACUUAUCAAGUAAUCAGUUGACCGGUGAAAUCCCAAGCAAGAUUGGUGAUCUGAAGCAGUUGGAGUCCCUGGACCUGUCCUACAACAAGUUCUCUCAUGAAAUCCCAUCAGGUUUGUCGGCUCUAACCUCUCUGAGCCACCUCAACCUGUCAUACAACAAUUUAUCAGGCGUGAUACCAUCCGGGCCACAACUGCAGGCUCUCGACAACCAGAACUACACCUACAUCGGCAACCCUAAUCUCUGUGGCUACCCUCUCUCCAAGAACUGCUCUGCUAGUACUACUGAUGCAGAGCAAAGUGUCCAUGAAGAUGCAGAUCAUAUAUCGUAUCUCUACCUUGGGAUGGGCAUAGGAUUUGUGGUCGGCCUUUGGGUGGUGUUUUGCACCAUAUUACUGAGGAGAACCUGGGCGAUUGCCUACUUUCAGAUCAUUGACAAGUUGUAUGACGAGGUUUAUGUGUGUGUUGCUAUAGCUUGGGCUCGCCUGAUGAAGUACACCCACGACGACGCAGCGUAA